CUCUUUGAUCUUUCUCUAUUCCCAUUCCCACCUGAAUCACCACCAGCAGCGCCGACAGGCACUACCCCAAGGCAUGGAUUCCGGGGAGAAACGCCUUAAUGAGCUUGGCUACAAGCAAGAACUCAGAAGAGAAAUGACUCUGUUCAAGACUCUUGCAAUCUCAUUCUCAACAAUGACGUUGUUCACAGGGAUCACUCCCCUGUAUGGCUCAAGCCUACAAUAUGCAGGCCCUGCUGCUCUUGUUUGGGGUUGGGUUGUUGUCUCUUUCUUCACCUGGUUUGUUGGAAUUGCCAUGGCUGAGAUCUGUUCCUCUUUCCCCACCACAGGUUCCCUUUACUUCUGGGCUGCCCAUUUAGCUGGUCCUAAAUGGGGUCCCUUCUCGUCAUGGUGCUGCGCCUGGCUCGAGACCAUAGGGCUUAUUGCUGGCAUAGGUACCCAGGCUUAUGCAGGAUCACAAACACUGCAGAGCAUUAUCUUGUUAAGCACCGGAACUAAUAAAGACGGCGGAUAUUUUGCUCCCAAGUGGCUCUUCUUAUGCAUGUAUGUGAGUCUCACUUUAAUAUGGGCAGUGCUCAAUACCUUAGCGCUAGAAGUCAUUGCUUUCAUCGACAUAAUUUCCAUUUGGUGGCAGGUAAUUGGAGGUUUAGUCUUAGUUAUAAUGCUCCCAUUGGUAGCAUUGACUACGAAAUCGGCAUCGUAUGUAUUCACGAGUUUCGAACUGGGGGCAGACACGACGGGAGUAUCGAGCAAACCGUACGCGGUCAUCCUCUCUUUUCUCGUCAGUCAGUAUUCGAUGUAUGGGUAUGAUGCAGCAGCACAUUUAACUGAAGAGACUAAAGAUGCAGAUAGGAAUGGUCCUAUUGCAAUCCUGUCCAGCAUUGGGAUUAUUUCGGUGUUCGGAUGGGCUUAUAUCUUGGCCCUUACUUUCAGCAUUCAGGAUUAUAGUUCCCUCUAUGAUCCGAGCAAUGAAACUGCGGGAGUAUUUGUGCCUGCACAAAUACUGUACGAUGCAUUCCAUGGGAGGUACCAUAAUUCUGCUGGAGCGAUAGUGUUACUAUUUAUCAUCUGGGGCUCUUUCUUCUUUGGUGGGCUAUCAAUCACCACCAGUGCAGCCAGAGUUGUAUAUGCUUUAUCAAGAGACAAAGGGGUCCCUUUUUCAUCGAUAUGGCGACAAGUGCACCCGGUGCGCAAAGUUCCAUCGAACGCAGUAUGGCUAUGUGCGGCCAUAUGUAUACUUAUGGGGCUGCCAAUAUUGAAAGUGAAUGUAGUGUUUACGGCCAUAACUUCCAUAUGCACCAUCGGGUGGGUCGGUGGCUACGCGGUCCCGAUAUUUGCGAGAAUGGUAAUGCCGGAGAAGAACUUCAAAGCCGGACCGUUUUAUUUGGGCAGAGCAAGCAGACCGGUGUGCCUGGUAGCCUUCGUGUGGAUCUGUUACACGUGCUCGGUGUUUCUCUUACCGACGUACUACCCGAUCGCUUGGGAGACAUUCAAUUAUGCACCGGUAGCUCUAGGUGUGGGGUUGUCUCUGGUAAUGCUAUGGUGGUUUGUGGAUGCAAGGAAAUGGUUCAAGGGACCUGUGAGGAACAUUGAAACUCGUGAGAAUGGAAAGGUUUAAUACCAAUAUAUG
Molecule: messenger RNA, 1627 nt
Organism: Hibiscus syriacus
Lineage: Eukaryota; Viridiplantae; Streptophyta; Magnoliopsida; Malvales; Malvaceae
Product: amino-acid permease BAT1 homolog
Exons: 7
Coding region: 74-1615 (513 amino acids)
Biological process (GO): amino acid transport; transmembrane transport
Cellular component (GO): membrane
Molecular function (GO): transmembrane transporter activity
Source: RefSeq, a predicted model, not a curated record